AAAUUGUUUACCAUGUUUAGUAAUUUCUCUUAGAAAAUUUAAAAUAUAAAAUGGGAGUUACUCUAAAUAUUGAAGUACCUUUUCCAAACAAUCAACAAGCACAAAUUGUAUAUGAUGUUCUUAGGGUUGAUCGAGAGCCCAGUAGAAGCGGUGUUGAAAAAGAAUUAAAAGUCAAAGACUGUAUUCUUGUGGCGAAAUUUACAGCCGAAUUACCUCGUCAAAUUAGAGUAUCAAUAAACGGAUUUUUUGACAAAAUCGACCUUAUCACAGAAACGUUUGAUAAUUUUGGACCUCCAGUGAGUGAAAGUUAUAGUCACUUUAAUAAUGCCUGAACACUCCCCAGCACCAACACCAAGUCGAGCAGUUUAUGGUUUUGCUCUAUAUUUAACUUCAAAACUAUUUUUUAUCUUGUAUGUUGUAUGGUCAAUAGUGCCUGAAAAGUAUUUUGAAUCCCUAGGUAUUCAUUUCUUACCUCAACGACACUGGGCUGUAACAAUACCAAUUUUUUUGUUGACUGUUCUCACAUUAUUUGCUUUUUUUAUAUAUCCUAGUUUAGGACUGCUUAUGACUCCCAAUGUUGAUGAUUUAAGAACUAUUACUGACAAAGAGGGUCAAAGAAAAUCAAGGAUUACAGUUUUCACCAAUAAUUGUACCAAUAAUUUGGGUAAUUGUAGUUGUAAGAAUUUAAAAAAAUGUUAUAGAGAUUUCUAUGAACAAAAUGAUGCUAAAGUUUCAAAUAAAACUAUACCUGUUGUGACAGAUUUAAAUAUGUGGGAUGUUUCCAAACAUUUGUAUUUAAAAUAAUUAAAUGUUAUUAAAG
Molecule: messenger RNA, 820 nt
Organism: Brassicogethes aeneus
Lineage: Eukaryota; Metazoa; Arthropoda; Insecta; Coleoptera; Nitidulidae
Source: the annotation of a GenBank genome assembly